Messenger RNA from Cryptotermes secundus, 2045 nucleotides. RefSeq names its product hemicentin-2. The transcript has 6 exons. Gene Ontology annotation, biological process: synapse organization. Lineage: Eukaryota; Metazoa; Arthropoda; Insecta; Blattodea; Kalotermitidae. Gene Ontology annotation, cellular component: neuron projection membrane. The record is from RefSeq and is a predicted model, not a curated record. Bases 815 to 1768 code for a protein of 317 amino acids.
UCCGGUUCGCGCGCUUCGUAACCGCCAUCUUUCCCAUGCGGGCUCGUCUCCCAAAACCACUUGGCAAGAAGUAAUUCUACCUAGUCUGUAUAUUUGUUUUUGUAUUAUUACCAAUGAUACUAGUUCUCUAGUGCCAUUGUUCCAGACGUGAGUUGUGUUUUAAUUUUCAAACUGCUGGACACUUUCUCUGUGUGCGUACAUUUAUUACGUAUAUAUAUUUCUUGGUCAGUUCCAGAAACAUUGAAUCAUUUUUCUCGUGUUAUUACUUGACCUUAACAAGGAUGCCACUUGGUCAGAUAACAUUCUUCCAACGGAAUUGUGAAUUUUGUACAGAACUGUGUGAGCAAUGUUAUAUUUGAAUUGUUGAGUAAAUUUCGCAAUUUAUCGUGAUUAUUACAGUUCUUAAAAGAAAGUUUUUUGUGUAAUUUAGAACAAAAUAUUUUCUGAGGUUCUUUUCAACUGCGAAAUGUGAAUGAGUGCUGAGCAGUAUAACUGAUGAAAGUGGUGUUUGUUCUGAUUAAACCAACAAAAUCUACUUUGCUUCAAUAAUAUGAUCCAUUAUUUUCUGUGUAUACUUUUAUGUCUGUGAUGGUCGUUAGUGGUUGAUAUAAGUCGGCAAAUAUAUUCCCAUCUCAAAACGUUGUUUCGCAACAUUAAAGAGGGGGAAAUGAAGAAAUCAGUGUAAAACAUCUUGUGUGAUUUGUGAAAGUUUUAUUUGUAUUAAACCUGUAGACCAUCGCUCGUCGAGAUUGCCCCUGUUCAUCAGAUCGGCUUCAGUUGUUUCCUUAGUGUUUCUGGAUUUAAAAGAUGAACAAUGAACGGGCCCUCAGCGUCACGUACUGUGGGCCUCCUUAGAGUUAUCUUCUUUACUCUCUGCGUCAACAGCGACACGGCAUCGGCGACAGCGGUUGUGGCGACUGGUAAAACAGGCCCAGGGAUUCCAGGGGCGGUGGCCGCCUCGUCCCCUUCUGUGGGCGACACACUGCGUCCUAAACCCAGUCGCUAUAUUGAUGUGUCUCGGGGAGUAGAACGUCCUUACUUCGACGACGUUUCGCCACGAAACGUAACGGCAAUAGUUGGACAAUCUGCCAUCCUGAACUGCCGCGUCAAACACCUCGGCAAUCGAACGGUGUCAUGGAUGCGGAAACGCGACCUACACAUUCUGACGACCAGCAUCUUCACAUACACCGGGGAUGCAAGGUUCGGGGUCAUACACCCCGAGGCCUCAGACGAGUGGAACCUACGGGUCGAGUACGUUCAGAAGAGGGAUGCCGGCAUUUACGAAUGUCAAGUUAACACGGAACCGAAGAUCAACUUGGCCAUCCUUUUGAACGUGGAAGACACGCUCUCUGAUAUCCUUGACACUUCACUUGGAUCUCGGGCUUCGUCCGGCAACUCCAAACAAGCGGCUCAGGCGAACAUCUGGGGACCGGAAGAUGUCUACGUGAAGAAAGGCAGCACCAUCAGCCUCACGUGCUCCAUCAACGUCCACUCGACGCCACCCGGCUCAGUUCUCUGGUAUCACGGAGCUUCCGUCGUGGACUUCGAUUCGCCGCGAGGUGGCAUCAGCCUGGAGACAGAGAAAACUGAAUCUGGGACUACCAGCAAACUGCUCGUUACGAAGGCAGCGCUCUCGGAUUCCGGCAAUUAUACCUGUGUCCCUUCCAACGCGAACCCCGCCAGUGUCUGGGUUCACGUUCUAAACGGACUGCAUGCCGCUACAUUCCAGAGGUCAGUAUUUUGUACAGUCACCGCGGCGAGAUUGUGAAUCCAGUGAGGCGUGUGUAGUGAAGUAUUGAUUAUUGGGUUAUCUGACGGCGUCGGAGAUACAUUUUCUAUACUGGAUCCCUUCUGUUACCCCUAAGAUCAUAAAAGAAAUUACGGUGCGUACGUCCCGUUGAAAGCCUCCACCUAUAGGGAACAGGUAUUAGGAUUUACAGAUUAAAAUAAUGAAAAAGAAUUGUUAUAAAAUGUUAAACAGUUCCAUCCAGUGUGACUGGUGAAGACUUUCCUUAUUUCAAUUUUUCCUGCACUUACAUGUUCCG